This is a messenger RNA of Alexandromys fortis (reed vole), 4833 nucleotides long. Its product is annotated as zinc finger protein 791-like. Gene Ontology annotation, biological process: regulation of transcription by RNA polymerase II. Gene Ontology annotation, cellular component: nucleus. NCBI's taxonomy places the organism in Eukaryota, Metazoa, Chordata, Mammalia, Rodentia, Cricetidae. Gene Ontology annotation, molecular function: DNA-binding transcription factor activity, RNA polymerase II-specific; RNA polymerase II cis-regulatory region sequence-specific DNA binding. The record is from RefSeq and is a predicted model, not a curated record. The coding region runs from base 337 to 2217 and encodes 626 amino acids. The transcript has 7 exons.
GAAGCCUUUCUUUUUUAUGCUUUGCUUAAUAUACGGGAUCCUUGGGAAGACCUGAUUUGGGUGACCCUGUUUUCUGCUGAGUGAAGUCCUCUUUGAGAGGACACCUGGCCACGUCAGAUGCACGGAAUGUCCAGUGGAAGGCGGAGUCUGGCUCAGCAAUGCCUGUGCCCACCUGUGCUUAAAGUGUGCACCCCGCAGGCAGCCGAGAGCCUCGCGUCCCACGCACUUCUGUCUGGGUGAAGUUGCUUCAUCGCAAUCACAGCACUCUUGGACAUCACCUGAUGAAGAUCCACGCUGAUUCCUUUUUCACCAACUGGGACUAGAGCAACAAUCACCAUGCGUGUGCAUGUAGCUGUUGUAGUGUGCGGACUCUUUUCAGGAGAAGCCCAAGAUAGAAUCUUGGAGUCCGUGACCUUCGAAGAUGUGGCAGUGAACUUCACCUCAGGAGAGUGGGCUUUGUUGGAUUCCAGUCAAAAGACACUCUACAGAGAUGUGAUGGGGGAGACACUUUUUAACCUUAUGUUCAUAGAAAAAGGACUAGAACAAAACAUUGAAGAGAACUACAAAGAUCUCUGCAGAAGUCUGAGAACUCAGUUGAUUGAGAAAGAUUGUGGAUAUGAAUAUAAUAUUCAGUGUGAUGACAACCUUCAGCCAAUUCUAAAGAAUAUGAUUAAUGAAGACAUGCCUCCUGCAAUAACAGGAUAUGAAAGCCAGUUGCAUGUAAGAAGCAUCAUUGGUCAUUCAUUCUCACCUGUAUAUCUCAGAAACCAAGCUAAAGGGAAACAAUCUCACUGUAAGGAGUCCUUUAUACAUCAGAAACAUUGGGAAAAUACCAGUCAUUCUGAAUCACUCCAGGUACUUGGAACUUUUCCCAGAGAGAAAUCUUAUAAGAAUCAACAGUGUAAGGAAGCCUGUCGGAAUCUCCCUUCUGAUCAGCCUCACAAGAGAACACAAUGUGGAGAUAAACUCAAUGGGAAAAUAUUAAGGAGAUAUACAUGUAGUGCAGAAGAUAAUGGAAUCCAUACAGAAGUGAAAUCGUUUGCUCAUAACCACAGUGAAGAAGCCUUCAUUGAUUCCAGUGACCUUAUCACCCCUGAAAAAAGUCAUAUUGGAGAGAAAAAAUACACUUGUAAACAAUGUGGGAAAACAUUUAAGUAUGCUUCGUGUUUUGAGAAACAUAAAGUAACUCACACUGGAGAGAAGCCUUAUGCAUGUAAGCAGUGUGGAAAAGCCUUCACCAGUUCUAGCUGGUGCAACACUCAUGAGAGGGGUCACAACGGAGAGAAGCCUUACAUGUGUAAGCACUGUGGAAAAGCCUUCAGAAGUUCCAGUUAUUGCAGCAUUCAUGAAAGAAUUCACACUGGAGAGAAACCUUACGCAUGUAAGCACUGUGGCAAAACCUUUGCCAUUUUGAGGUCUCGUAACUGUCAUGAGAAAAUUCACACUGGAGAGAAGAUUUAUGCAUGUAAACUUUGUGGAAAAAGCUUCCUUAGUCCCACUUCUUGUAGCAUUCAUGAAAGAAUUCACACUGGAGAGAAACCUUACGCAUGUAAGCAUUGUGGCAAAACCUUUGCCAGUUUGACUGGGUGUAUCACUCACGAAAGAAGUCACACUGGAGAGAAGCCUUACACAUGUAAACACUGUGGAAAAUCUUUCAACAAUUGCAGUUAUCGGAACGUUCAUGAAAGAAUUCACACUGGAGAGAAACCUUAUGCAUGUAAGUACUGUGGCAAAACAUUCGUCAUUUUGGGUUCUCUUAUCACUCAUGAAAGAAGUCACACUGGAGAAAAGCCUUACGCAUGUAAGCACUGUGGAAAAGCCUUCUCCCAAGCCAGUUAUCGUAACAUUCAUGAAAGAAUUCACACUGGAGAGCAGCCUUACGCAUGUAAGCACUGUGGCAAGACUUUUGCCAUUUUGAGUUCCCGUAACACUCAUGAAAAACUUCAUACUGGAGAGAAGCCUUAUGUGUGUAAGCAUUGUGGAAAAGCCUUUAUCAGUUCUAUUUGGUGUAGUGCUCAUGAAAGGGGUCACACUGGAGAGAAACCUUAUGCAUGUAAGCACUGUGGCAAAACCUUUGCCAUUUUGAGUUCUCGUAACAGUCAUGAAAAAAUUCACACUGGAGAGAAGCCUUACACGUGUAAACAUUGUGGAAAAGCCUUCACCAGUUCUGGCUAUCGUAACAAGCAUGAAAGAGCUCAUACUGGAAAGAAACCUUAAACAUGUAAACAUUGUAGAGAACAUUUGCCAAAUUCAGUUGGUGCAACUCUCAUGAAAGAAUUCACACUGGAGAGAAGCUUUAUGCAUGUAAAACCCGUGGAAAAUCCUUCACCAGUCCCUCUUACCAUAUUACUCAUGAAAGAAUUCACACCGGAGAGAAACUGUUUCCAUGUAAUGCAUGAAGAAACUGUUCCGUCAACUUUAUGAUCAUUCCAGCCAUGAAAGAAUUCACUCAAGAAUGAAGACUUAUGCAUCAGAGAAAAGCUGUGUUCCAGAGACGGCCGGCCGUAGCUGUACCUUGUGUUGGCAGCAGGACCUGGUAAUGUGUAAGCAUCACCAAGGUGAUAGUAGUUUUGCAGCUAUGAAGGGAUAAUAGAGCCUAGUUGUGACUUGGCACUGUGACAAGAAGAGGCCAUUGGUGAAGGUGCAGCUUCAGUAGCAUUUGAAGGCCCAGGACUGAAGGAGUCAUGCGAAGAAAUUGAGGCUCGGCAUCAUGACGAGAGCCAGUGAGAGGUAAUCGGUGAAAGUGCAGCCCAGUUGCCGCAAGGGACCCCAGCAUUUUGGAGAUGCCAAUACCAUGAGAAGAGCACCAAGAACAGUAGCUGCAGAGGGGUGGAGUCAGCCAGAGUGUGGAAGAUGAACUGUGUGGACUGCAGAGGGCAGACCGGGUAAGGAACCCAAACCCUUUGGAGGAGUCCACAAGAUAGUGAGUGACUCUCAGAUAAUUAAUUGAGUUAUUUAUACUGUUGGACUUUGGUUUUGCUGUCUUCACAUUGGGCGGGUGUCUUGGUUUUUCUCUCUUGAAGAACGUAUUUAAUUUAAUUUUGACUUUUAAAGGAGGCCACAGAUGAAAGACUUGUACUUUUUUAAGAGAUUGAAUAUUUUCUUUUAUUGAUUCUUUGUGGAAUCAUUCUGAUCCCACUUAUUUCCCCAUCUCCUCCCAUCUGGCCUCCCCCUCAAAUCAGACAAAUUAAAAAAAAAAAAAGAAAACAAAGGAGAAGAACCUUGUCAUGGAAGCUGUCUGUAGUGUGGUCCGUUGAGUCAUAGUUUACCCUUUCGUCCAUUCUUCUUGUCUUGCAAGUGUUCGCUCCCUCAUGGUCACUGCCCAGGUGAUCUCUCCAGCAGUGCCUCCACCAGCUUACCCAGUGCCGCCUGCAGCUCGGAGCUGGGUCAGUUCUGCUCUCAGGUCCUCAGAUCUGGGUCACCCACACAUCACCAGGGCCCUAUAGGGUUGCCCGGGCAAGGUCCAGGGCCCUCCCUCCCAGUUGCUGUAAAGGGCAUACGGUGGGAGGAGGGGGAGAAUCAGCUCUUCAGAACUCAUGCCCUCAAGGUUGGCUCGCUUGUGCCCCUGGCAACAGAGUCAGCUGACUGCUGCCCAUGUGGGGUAUAGAGCUGGGCGUGCUCCUCUGUGCUGCCGCUGAUGAGGGGCGGGGCUAGUCAUCUCACUCUCAUGACCCCAGAGCCAGCUCUCCCCUGUCACAGGAGGUAAUGAGUGGGGGCAGGAGGACAUAUUUUGGUCACUCAUGCCACCACCUGGCAGAAGAGGAGGUCGGGGUCGGCUCUACUGCUCUCUCACCCUCAGGGCCUUCUUACCUGCAUCCCCAGUAAGAUCUACUGUGCUGCCCAGGUGAGGUGCAUGCCUGUGGGGAGGGGUGGGACCAUCUUUCCCAAGUGCAGGGGCGAACUCUCCCCUGAGGGGAUAAGGCCAGCUCUCCAGAUGCAGUAUCCAGUGAGGGUGGGACCAACCAGGGACGGUGGGUGGGACUGGCUCAACACAGCAUGGCUCCAGUGAGCACCUGUGCUAACAUGGGCCGUGGACUUCAUCACAGACCCCAACUGCAGGAAGACCGUGGACUCAGAUACAGCCCUGGGCAGCAGCUCAGGCCCAGACGUCAUCAUGGCCCAGUGGCAACACAGAGCACCCAGGUCAGUGUAGCCCUAAUGGUAGCAUGAGUCUCAGACCCUGGGCAUCUGCUGAGCCCUUUUGGUAACAGCAGUCACAGACAUCAACUCAGUCCAUGGCUGUUCCAGGGCCACAGACCCAGACAUGGCCCUUGGUAGCAGCCCUGGCCCAGAUGUCUCCAUGGUCCCAGGUUGUUGUGCAGGUCACUCAGAUCAUCAGUAUGCACCCCCACCCCACCCCUGUGUGGCAGUAUGGCCCUCAGAAAUCAACAUGGCCUCAGGUGACAACCCGAACCCUGACGUUGACUCUGUUUUCGAUGGUCUCAAAAGGUACAGACAUUAACACAGUCCCUGGGUGUGGCAGGGCCAUCGACUCAGACUUGGCCCUCAGCCACAGCCCUGGUCCAGAUGAUACCAUGGCCCCUGCAGCAGCAUGGGCCAGGGAUGGGCAGGAUAAGCUCUGUAGCUCUCAUGCUCUCAAGGCCGGCUCACCUGUGCCCCUGACAACUGGACCAGCCCGGUGUGCUACAGGUGGGGUACAGGGCUCACUCUGCUGUGUGCUGCAUGGUGAAGGACCAUGAUUGAGGCUCCCCAGCAGAUACAAGGAGGAUUAAUUAAGGAUGGGGCUUUAAAUCAGUACAGAAUUUUAAGAAGAGAAAAUGGAGAUUUUUGUGUACUAACCUACAGGAUCAUGGGAAGAAUCUGUGCAAUUAA